This is a messenger RNA of Diabrotica virgifera virgifera (western corn rootworm), 1108 nucleotides long. Its product is annotated as transcription initiation factor TFIID subunit 8-like. Gene Ontology annotation, cellular component: transcription factor TFIID complex. Gene Ontology annotation, biological process: transcription initiation at RNA polymerase II promoter. The coding region runs from base 166 to 1023 and encodes 285 amino acids. Gene Ontology annotation, molecular function: protein heterodimerization activity. NCBI's taxonomy places the organism in Eukaryota, Metazoa, Arthropoda, Insecta, Coleoptera, Chrysomelidae. The transcript has 5 exons. The record is from RefSeq and is a predicted model, not a curated record.
AGAAGAAGAACAGAUGAAUUUGUAGGUUAAGGUUAACCAUGUCAAGUGUCAAAUUUGACAUUAGGUUUGUUUUCAAACUAAAUAACAAAAUAAGUAAUAAAUGUAAAAAUUAAAAUAGAGAAAAUACUCUCUAUUAUAAAAUAGAAACUAAAUAGUAAAUUAAAUAUGGAACAUCAACCAAGCAUAUAUAGAAAGAUGCUAGCAGCAGCCGUUUCCAGUAUUUUAUUAGAAUAUGGUGUUGAUACUGUGGAUAGAGAAUGUUUAGGAACUCUUACAGAAAUGAUGCAAGCUUUUAUUACAGAGGUUGCUUCAAUGUCUAGAAAUUACUGUGAACUCUCAGGACGUGUAGAUCCAGUCCUAGGUGAUAUAGUUUUAGGAUUUGUAGAAAUGGGUUUUAAUUUUAACACAUUGGAAAGUUAUGUCAAAGGUUCCAAUCAUAGUAUUUUGCCUUCACUUCAACAACAACAACCUCAAAAACAGUUGAAUAUGUUAGCAGCUGGUAGUAAACAACCUUUACCGGCUCAUAUACCCCAACAUUUUCCACCAUUUCCAGAUCCACAUGCGUAUGUUAGAACUCCUACACAUAAACAACCAAUUAUUGAUUAUGAAUCUGUACGAGAAAAAGCGGCCAUUCAAAAAAGAGAUAUUGAGAAGGCCCUAACCAAGUUCCUUGCUAAAACUAAUACUACACAUAAUUUGUUUGAUACAGAUGAGGCUAAUAUUUUUCCAUUGAUUGCUUGUGUUCCUGUAUAUCCUCCAUAUCUCAGCGCUCUUCUUCCACAAGAUCAAAUUUUCGAUGCAGAAGAUUUGGAUAUCGACCCCAAGAGUCAAAUAUUACAACAGCAGAAGAAUCAUGAUAAAGCGAAAAAUAAUGUGAAGCAAGAAAAGAAAGAAGAUGCCGAACCCGAUAAUUUGAAUGAAUCUAGAACAAGCGAGGACAAUGCAAACAGUUCGAAUUAUAUAGAUAACCCAUACCUAGCUGCGACCAAACUACCAGGAGGACAAAAUAUGGACAUAUUAUGAUAUAAAAGUGAUGUUUUAGUUAAGCAGAAAAGUGAUUUUUAAGUUUGUACAGUUGUAGAAUAUAUGUAUAUUUAAUUCUAAAUAA